Trichechus manatus latirostris (Florida manatee) is the source of this 1785-nucleotide messenger RNA. Its product is annotated as zinc finger protein 772. Gene Ontology annotation, molecular function: DNA-binding transcription repressor activity, RNA polymerase II-specific. Gene Ontology annotation, biological process: negative regulation of transcription by RNA polymerase II. The record is from RefSeq and is a predicted model, not a curated record. The transcript is spliced from 6 exons. Lineage: Eukaryota; Metazoa; Chordata; Mammalia; Sirenia; Trichechidae.
CGAUCCUAGGCCCGGAUGGCGGCGGCAGCAGUAAGGGGCCCGGCGCAGGUCCGCAUGAACUCAGAAGUAACUAUGGAUCCUAAACAGGGGCAGGUGACCUUUAAGGACCUGUUCGUGUACUUCUCCCAGGAUGAGUGGGGACUCCUUGAUGAGGCUCAGAGACUCCUGUACCGUGAUGUGAUGCUCGACAACCUUGCUCUCAUGGCCUCGUUGGGACAUUCACCUUCCAUGUCGCAGGUGGUUGCCCCGCUGGAGCUGGGCAGGGAGCCCUGGGUCCCUGGCUGGGCAGACAGGACUCCAGCUGUGACACGAGAGGCUCAGCAUGGGUUCAGCCCUGGUUGUUGGCAUGGAGUGGAGGAGGAGGAGGUACCUUCUAAGCAGAGCGUUUCUGUAGAAGGAGUGUCGCAGGUCAGGACUCCACAGGCAGGUCCAUCCAACCAGAAGGCCCCUUCCUGUGAGAUUUGUGGCCCAGUCUUGAAGGACAUUUUGCACCUGGCUGAGCAGCAGAGUACACACCCCAUGCAGAAACCGUGCAUGUGUAUGGCAUGUGGGAGACAAUUUUGGAUCAGCGCAAACCUUCCCCAGCACCAGAAGCAGCACAGUGGAGAGAAACCCUUCAGAAAGGAUGACAGCAGCACCUUUCUUGUGAAGAGCUGCCGUAUCCACCCAUCAAAGACACUCGUUGUGUGGAAGGAUGGUUGUAAGGACUUCCCAGCCAGCUCGAAUAUUUUCCAGCACCAGGCCCCUCAGAGUGAGUGGAAACCACGCAGUAACACCAAGCAUGAGGAGACCUUCCCCACUGGACAAAAGCAUUACCAGUGCAGCGAAUGUGGGAAAGUCUUCAGCCGCAAAGACUCGCUUGUUCAACACCAGAGAGUCCACACUGGAGAAAGGCCUUAUGAGUGUGGCGAAUGUGGGAAAACCUUCAGCCGCAAACCUAUACUUGCUCAGCACCAGCGGAUUCACACUGGAGAAAUGCCAUAUGAGUGUGGCAUAUGCGGGAAAGUUUUUAAUCAUAGCUCCAACCUCAUUGUUCACCAGAGAGUCCACACGGGAGCCAGACCUUACAAGUGCAGCGAGUGUGGGAAAGCCUACAGCCACAAAUCCACACUUGUACAGCACGAGAGUGUCCAUACCGGAGAGAGGCCUUAUGAGUGCAGCGAAUGUGGGAAAUACUUUGGUCACAAGUACAGACUCAUUAAACAUUGGAGUGUUCACACUGGGGCAAGGCCUUAUGAGUGUAUUGCAUGUGGGAAGUUCUUUAGCCAAAGCUCUGACCUUAUUGCCCACCAGAGAGUUCACAAUGGUGAAAGGCCUUAUGUGUGUGAUGACUGUGGAAAAGCCUUUAGCCACAAACAUGUACUCAUUCAGCACCACAGAAUUCACACUGGAGAAAAGCCGUUUAAGUGUAGUGAAUGUGGAAAAGCCUUCAGGCAAAGGCCUUCCCUCAUUCGGCACUGGAAAGUUCACACUGGAGAAAGGCUUUAGGAAGAGAAACCCUAUAAAUGUAACAAACAUGGAAAAGCCUUCAGCCACAUGAUGGCCCUUAUUUGACACCAGGGAAUCCAUACUAGAGAGAAACCGUAUAUUUCUAACAAAUGUGGGAAAGACUUCUGGAAUAGUUGAACACUUUCUCAAUAUUAGAGAAUUCAUACUGGAGAGAAGCCCUAUGAAUGUAAUGAGUGUGGAUAUGCUUUUGCUCACAGUUCAUCCCUUAGUCAACAUGUGAAAAAUCAUACAGGCAAAAAACCUGUCAGAGUAAACUCUCUGAGUCUGUUGAAAUAA